AUGUCGUUCAUAGGAGCAGGGGAGCUCGAACACAAGGUCUCUCAGCUGCAGCGUCAGCUCGACCACAAAGAUCAUGAAUUGAAUUCCAUAAAGAACGAGCAACGUAAGAGGGAAGAGGAUCUCGGUAAUGCUAGAAGAGCUAAAGAGGAUGCAGAGUACAAGUUGAGGGAUGAAGCGGACCGUGCGCAUCAGGCCGAAAAGUCAAUAACAGCGAAAGCGACUGAAAUCUCACAACUGAAAUUGAAAUUAUCAAAUCUUGAAUCGAGUCUGAAUCAAGCUACCGAUAAGUUGAGGAAAGAGGAGAAAGAUAAAGAGAGGAUACAGGACGCCCUAGACGAGGCAUUGAAUAGCGGAACAGAUGGAGCGUCGCAGCAGGUCAAAUCCCUUCGAUCGAGAACGAAACAACUUGAGGAAGCUCUGAGAUCGUCUGAACAAGAGAAAGAAAAACUAAGGAGUCAAGGGAGCUCAAAUGAUCCAUGGGGCUCAGGAGAGCCCUUAACUCGGGGUGAAAGGAAUAGGUUGAUGGUGUUGCAGAAUCAGGUCGAAAGCCUAAGGGAAGAGAAUGCCAGAUUGCAGGCAUCUGGACCAUCUAAACCGUCUUCAUCCGAUAUGUUCGCCUCUUCCUCACCAUCCCGCCCCAAGACCAAAGGACGUUCCAUGUCAGUAUCUGCACCCGCCCCUUCGGAGCUGAUCGAAAUGGAGAAGCAAAUUUCGUCGUUGAAAGACCAACUUGCAAUCUGUAAGAAAGAUCUGGAUAAAGCGGUCAACGAGAAAUUGGCUGUCGAGAUCACAUCCAAAAAGAAGAUGGAGAAAAUGCAGGGUGAUAUGGAUGAUAUCAAAGAAGAACUGGAUUUCUAUAGGAGAAAUCAAAAUGGAAAUGGUGUCUCGAGCAAACAAGAAAUUGAGAAGAUCAAGAAAGCCCUCACCGACGAGAAUGAUAAAUUGCAGAUACAGUUGAAAGCGAAGAAUGAUGAAGUUGCCAAACACGUACAACAAAUCCAGCAUUUCGAGAAUCAAAUCGAAUCCAUAGAAAGGCCGGAAGCUGAUCUAGAGAGAGAAAAGAAUCUACGACAAUCCCUUGAAGCUUCCAAAGGUGAUUCAUCAGUAUCCCCAAAUCGACUGGAAGAGGCGGAAGAGACAAUUCAAUCACUCCGAGCUGAACUUGCUAAAGCUCGGUCCACCUCUGCUACCACUUCUACUGAAUCAUCAUCGAAAGGAGGGGAUAUGGAGAUUCGACAAGUCAAACGAGAAUUGCAGAAAGCCCUAAGGGACAAAGAAUACCUCGAAGGUCUAGUGAAGGAGAACGACGAAUUGUUAGCUGAGAAAGAUGAGGAGAUCCAACGGAUGAAGACUGCCAUACCAGUUCCUUCGUCGCCUGUCUUGCGAGCUAAGAUUGAUGAUACUAGAUUACAAGAAUUGGAAGAGACGAAGAUGGUUCUGGAAGAGAAGAUAGAGGAACAAAAAGAAAGAUACGAAGAAGAAAUCAAGGGUAUCGAAAGUCGAUUGGAGAUGGUCACUAAGGAGGUCGACGCUGUCAAAAUCAGUGAGAAACAGUUGGCAGAAAGGCUAGCAAUGGCUCAAGAGGAGGUCGAGACACAUCGUCAUCAACAAGUCUCCUCCGAGACACAACUCGAAUCUCUCAGCGAGAAACUCGCGUCCAAGGAAACGGAAAUCUUGUCACUCAACGCUCAACUCCCUCAAUUGCGAGCCGAUCUCGAUAAAGCUCAGGACGCAUAUUUGAUCGCUCAGCAGGAUAUCGAGUCUACGAGAAACCGACUUCAAGAACUCGAAGUCUCUUUAGACGCCAAGGAAAAACUCCUAGACGAUCUCAGUGCUCAGCGAGACGAACUUGAGUCCACAUUGGCUACUAGAUCACGAGACGAUGCGGACUUUACUUUAUUGGAAAAUGCUUUGAAGGGCGCUCAAGCUCAAUUGGCGGAAGUCGAGAUCGCUUUGACAGCGAAUGAAGGAGAAAGAGCUAAACUCCAAGAAUCUCUGGCUGCUGCAAGACUCGAGAAUGAUCUAUCUUCGCAACAGGUCAGUGAUCUAUCGGCGAAUUUGGUUGCUGUCGAAAAGCAGCUGGAUGAGGUCGAAGAGCGGGCCAGAACAUUAUCUCAACAGAAGGAUGAAACUAUACAGUCACUCAACGAUGAGCUCGAUGAUCUCAGAAUGGAUGUCAGCUCACUGCAGAUCAAACUCGAUGACAAGAUUGCCGAGCUUGCUGUAUCUACCAUGUCUCACGAUAAAUUACAAGAUCUAUUCGACGAAGCCAUGAAAUCUCUUGGCGAAGUUCAAGCUAAACUGUCCGAAGCUGAAGAAGCUCAGGCGGAUCGAUCGACUGCAACCGAAGCGAGACACAAGGAUGAAGAGCUAUUCCAACUCAAAGAGGAGAAGGCUCAACUUAGCCAAAUGUUACAAUCUGCUACAGAGGAGUUCCAGGAAGAACUGGCUGCGGUCACUUUCAAAGGUGAACAAGAUCUCCUCGAAGCUCAAGGUCGUGUUCAGAAGUUGGAGAAGCAGGUCGAGGACCUCCAAUCAGACCUUUCCUCUCUCCAUAAUUCAAAAUCAUCGAUCACCAGUGAUAGUGAGACUGUUCAUCGUUUGGAACAGAAGAUCUCACAAUUGCGAUCCGAGCGAGACGACUUGCGACACAACCUUUCUUUCGUACAGAACGAGAGACAUUUCGCUAUUCGAGCUGCUAAUACCGAUAAAGAAGCCGCCUUGGAAGAUGUACGAAAAGUGAAGGAUGAAAUCAAACAAAGUAACAUGGCUUGCGAACGAUUGCGAGUGGAGUUGGAGGAAGCGAAGAUUCGCCUAGCCGAAAACGCCAGCAAAGUUAAUGAAAUAGAUGAUGAAGAGAGACAACAGCUGGUGGAACGAGUCUCUUCACUCGAAGUUGACCUUUCGAAUCAGACUGAGAAAGUUAAAUCUCUGGAAUCCCAACUCAAAUCUCGAGAAGAAGCUCUCUCGGACAUUCAAGGUCAAUUGCAAAAGGCUGAGAAACGGGCUGAAGGUUUACAAAAGGAAUUACUGGAGAUGGUCAACCACGUUGGACAAACUACCAAACUUUCCGAUCCACCGCGACAUUCACCUACUUCAGAGGACACCAGCGAUUUACCUACUGAUUUGAUAGCUGCGAUGAAUGAUGGAGAACCUCGAAGCAGAAGAACCUCGCUGGGUCACAUGCGAUCAAGGUCGAACAUGUCGGCGAAUAUGCUGCAGAACCUCAAUAUCGAGAGACAAUUACAAGCUAAAAUUGCUAGACGAGAUGCUCGAAUUGCCGAACUUACCCAUGAUCUUGAGAAAGCGAAUCUCAAUCUUACACUUGCCAAAGAGGCUCAAGAGGAGACUCUCGAAGAAAUCACUGAACUUGUAGAAGAAAGAGAUCGGCUUCAAGCUGAACUUCGACAAUCGACCCAGCGGAUUGAACAAGUCCAAAUCCAAGUCGAAAACCCUGAGGCUCUUCGUGCUAUGGUAUUGGCUUUGGUGAUGUACCGACAGAGUACCAAAUCCGCUGAAUCUAGAUGGAACGUCGCCAGCGAGAUGCUCUCCAGGUCACGAAAUGCCGCCACGGCGUUACGAGCACAUAUCGAUGUCGCUGAACACAAGUCUAACGAAGACGCUCAACGUGUCCAGAGCUUGGAAUGGGAGAAGACCGCUUUAGAAACGCAAGUUGCCGCUUUACAAGCCGAAGGGACUACUUCUCGAUUUCAACUGGACGAAGCUAGAAAAUCUCUCAGUGACCUUCCGUCUCGUCUUUCCACGUACGAAGCUGCAAGCCUGUCUGCGGCUGAAUCAACUGCCGCAUUAUCAGCUAUGGAAGUUCAGGUUGCUGAAAGAGAAGAGAGAAUAAGAGAACUCAAAGCACAAAAUAUGGAGUAUACCGCUCGAAUCGAAGUCUUGGAGGGCGAUCUGGCUGAACUCAAGUCAUCAAGAGAUGAAGAUUUGACUACCUUGAACAGCAAGAUCAGCGAACUUGAGCGUGAACUGAAAGAUAGUCAAGAUAAAGUCAAAGAAUUUGGAACGGAGAAAGAAGGAUUAGCGGAAGAUAUCAAUGCUGCGGAAAGAGCUUUGGAGGAAGGUAUGAAUGCCGCUUCAGCUGAACAGGAAAAGAUGGAGAAAAAGUGCAAAGAAGUCGAAGUUCGUGUUGCGGAACUUGAGGGUCAAUUGAGAGAGAAAGUCACCCAACUUGAAGAGAUGACAAGAAAGUGUGAGGAAGUAGAGAGAGAUCUGGAAACUGCGAAGAACAGAAUGAAGGACAUGACGACAGCUUCGGAAGAGGAUCAAGCCACGGUGCAUAAGUUACGGGGCGAACUUGAUGUUCUUAAAGAAUCCAGUCAAGGUAAUUCAGAGGUGGUUACUGAACUUCGAGAACAACUAGCCACAUUGCAAACUAACUCAAAGACCGUCGAAGAGGAGAGAAAGGCUCUUACGAUGGAGAUCAUACAACUCAAAGAGUUUGUCUCUUCCGCCAAUGAUCAACGUGAUCUCACGGGGAAACAACUCGAUAACACUGUCAUAGAGCUUGAGGACGCUAGAAAAGCGAAAGAGAUGGUCGACGAAUUAGUCCAACAAGUUAGGAUUGAACUUGCUUCUUCCGAGGAACACAGGAACGCUACUGAGAGCUCUCUGGAGGAGAUAACAAACAGAAUGGAACAAUUGUCCGUGGAGCUGAACGUCACUAAAGUCGAUCUCGUUGAGAAGACGCAAGCAUUGCAAAAUGCCCUGACCGCCUCGGAAGAACAACAAGCUGAGCUGGAAAGAUUGAGAUUGAAAAACUUGGAUCUGAAGGUUCAACUUGAGAAGGCUCAAUCAGCCGCUUCAUUUGUCGAGGUUGAUGAAGAAUUGGUAGCUGAUCUAAAAGAACGAAUCGAGCAACUCGAAUCCUCUUUGACUCAGAAGACGGAAGAGGUUGAUGAAGCCGACGAUCGAACUCGAGAAGCGUUCAAGACGAACGCUAAAUUAGAGAAGAAAUUGGGUAAAUUACAAAGACAGUUGGAAGCUGCUCAAGUAGAGAAGAAUACAGCUUUGAACAAACUUGCUACUCAGGCUCAAGCUCAACCGAGACAACCAGCUGUCACCUCUUCAAGUUCAGCACCAACAAUUAUAUCCGCUGCUGUUGUCGCCCCAGCGCCAGCACCAGCACCAACGCCGACUCAGAGCGUAGCUGCAGCUCCACCAACGACGACCAAGCCUCGAGUUGUCUCUGCCCCAUCUCCGAUCCAGCGCACACCUCUCUCAUCAGUGAACAUCUUCCAACCUUCAUCCAACACCCAUGACUCUUCACCUAUCCCUACAUCAGGACACAAGAGACAUCGAGAAGAUGAUCCUGUGAAACCUUACCCGACAGUCGACGCUAUACUCCAACCUCCUUCAAUGAAAUCGAUCUCACCACAUAGACCCAAAUCUAGCUUUACACCCCAACGAGGAAUAUCCACCCAUGGUCAUACUCAGGUUCAGGGGAAUCUUAAUUUGGAUAUAGCUAAACAGAGACCUGCUUUCCCUUUACCUCCUACUAGGAGUGUAUUCCAACCGAGAUAG
Messenger RNA from Kwoniella mangroviensis CBS 8507, 5541 nucleotides. RefSeq lists its product as uncharacterized. The record is from RefSeq and is a predicted model, not a curated record. The transcript has 12 exons. NCBI's taxonomy places the organism in Eukaryota, Fungi, Basidiomycota, Tremellomycetes, Tremellales, Cryptococcaceae. Bases 1 to 5541 code for a protein of 1846 amino acids.